CGGCCCUUAGAAUAAGCGCAAUGUGAAAUUUCACCCACAACUAUUCGCUUUAUUAUAAACGCACACUGACCCGCUUUCAACACAAAAUGUUUAGUUUUAAUCAGUUUUUGCCAUACAAUCAACAAAAUUUACAUGGAAAAUGACUUUCGUUUACAACUGUAGUGAUCAAAAUAAAAUUAUUCAAUUGUGAUUUUUGUAUAGUUUUAGAUAUGGGUAACGAACAAUUUGCACUGACUAUAAUUUGCAUCGUUCUAGUGGCCGUGCUAUUAAUUUUAUUUUUUUACAAUUCCCUCAAUAUUAUCAGUUGGAUGAAUGCGUGGAUAACGUCCAAUAAAGAAGAAAAAGUUGGACUCACGAAACUUAAAGGACAUUACAAUGCCAACGGAUAUUUGGUUCAUUCAGAUUCAGACAUUGCACUGGACUGGAGUAGUGGUAGCUUUAAACGAUUCGAUUCAGUCGACAUAGAUUUUAAAACUUCAAUAGCUACCACUAGCCUGACAAAUUGGCAAUCAGAAACGGAGAUAGAAGAACCUGAUCCUAUACCUCCACAACCUUUAAGACCAGCUCCGGUACCCACAACAACAAUUUCCAAUAGAAUAGAUAUUGAUGCUGCUGCGGCAGAAGAGCCUAAAUUAAAGGAGUUUGUUGUUGCCAGAGAACCAAAAUUUAUUAUUGAAGACAGUAUUUCCACAACAAUAUCACCAAUACCAAGACCAGUGAGCUCUGUGAAUAUGGCAACAUUAGCUUCCCAGUCUUCAUUUCCAAUCAGCUUAGAACCUCCACCGGCAGCACAAUCCAGAAGCGUGUCCAGAACUCAAAGUGCUCCGCUGAAAUUGUCGGUGCUGAACCAACAACUACAGCAGAGUAGUGAGCCAGCCAAGGAUAGUUUUGAUAAGACUGAAAUUAACUCCUCAAAAGCCUCGGAUGAGACUGAAGUUGUCGCACCUGGUGCCUUGAAGAGGGCGAUUUCCUGUGAAAGUGUUUGUUCUGAGACUUCGGUAGCCUUGGGCGAUUUGGAGGAGUAUAAUGUAACAGGGUAUUUGUGUAUUGGACUAGAAUACGACAGCGAAAGCUGGGACUUUAUCGUGAACGUCCUCGAAGCCAAAGACUUGAGCGGAGUAGCCUAUAACAACGGAUUUCUGGAUACGUACGUGAGAGUCUCACUACUGCCUGAUAAAGAAGCCACGAUCCAGACGAAAGUGUAUCGUAGCACUAGCAGUCCCAGUUACAAGGAACGAUUUUUGUUUACUUUAAAUCCUCGGGAACAAAUGCAGAGAACGUUGUCUCUGCAGUUAUACGUCACUGAUGUUUUAUCCCAUACGCUGAUUGGCGAGGGUGAAUUAAGGUUAACAGAUGUUAGUCUAAAACAACCUGUAACUACCUGGGUUUCUUUAACAGAUACAGGACAGAAAGGUACUGAAUUUGGUGAAAUUAUGUUUUCGCUAAGUUACUUGCCCACAGCCGAGAGACUAACAGUGGUAGUGGUGAAAGCUAGAAAUUUAAAAAUUCAACCUCCAUCCCCAAUGGAGGUGUUCGUCAAGGUAUAUUUGAUGCAGCAAAACAAGAAAAUCAACAAAAAGAAAACCUCAACCAAAAAAGGGGAAAGAUGUCCGAUUUUCAACGAGGCAAUGAUGUUCAGUGUACCUGCUCAUACUUUAAAUAGUAUUCAGAUGAGGUUAACAGUAGCAGAAAUGCCUUCAGACGACAACGUUAAAGAUACCCCAAUAGGCCACGUGAUAGUCGGAGGACAGGCCAGCGGAAGAUCAUUAAGUCAUUGGAAUCAAAUGUUAACUGCACUCAGGAAACCAGUGGCGAUGUGGCAUUCCCUUCGAAAAUAAAACUUCAACACAAAUAUCUGUUGUGCCUACUAUUUCACAUAAGCCCUGUUCUGGUCCACUUCAGCUGGAUUGAUAGCACACUCUUUACAUGGACACUGGAUUCAAUAUUUAUUGACCAUUCUCUAGCUUACAAUUCAUCUGAAGUGUGUUCCAAUUUACCUUUAUAAUAAUCCCGAACUAUAGCCCCAAAAAACUAUAUUUUUACAGAAUCUAGAGAAAUUGUGUUUGUUGUAUAGUUUAUGAUAAUGUUAAAAACUUUGAAAGAUUAAGAAACUCAAUUUUUUUCGAAGACGUCGAGUGACCACCCUUACCAGGCAUUCUCUGCCAGAGAUUUGUAAAUUCAAGGGUGUUGAAUUCAGGGUAAACAUUUUUUUUCUGUAUAUACAAGUAAAUACAUGUUGGAUAUAUUUCUUAAUUGUUUUCGGUUGUCAUAUUUCUAACUAAUAAUCAAAAGCCGAUUUCGACAAUCUAUUUUAUCAAAAACGCUAUAUGUAUGUGUUUACAUAUUACCACUCCAUGAUAUUUUUGUGUUUAGUUCUAAUAACAUAUUUACUGGAAAGUGAAAGUAAAAUUAUCCUUUUUUAAAAUAUGUACUUACAUUUUUUACCUUAAACUUUUAUGACAAUAAUAUGUAUUUCAAAUUCUUAUUACAGUAUUUCCCUAAACCCUAACCCAAGUCCUAUCGCUUUUGUAUAAUAAUGCUGUGAUAAAUCAAAAUUAUACUGGGCCCACAAAAUUUCUAAUCUAUCCUAACGUACUGUUUAACAAAAAAUAGAGUUAUCUUGCAAUCAUAAUUAACCUUUA
This is a messenger RNA of Ceutorhynchus assimilis (cabbage seed weevil), 2642 nucleotides long. The record is from the annotation of a GenBank genome assembly. NCBI's taxonomy places the organism in Eukaryota, Metazoa, Arthropoda, Insecta, Coleoptera, Curculionidae.